AUGGUGAACUGUGAGUUUCUCGUCCCGCUGGCGUCGUCUCUGGUAACGCUCGUCCUGUGCCCGCUGAUCGCCCAUGCCGUCUCGGUCGCCGGCAAGAUCGUCGCGUUCGCUAGGGCGGCCGUGGAGUUCCUGGCGCGAGACGACACCGUCGUCGGUUGCUCCGUCCUUGACGACGACUACUGCUGCCCGCAGCCACACUGUGAACCGGUGGUGCUGACCUGUGGCGACGCGGCCGCCGUCAAGGCGCGGCUGGGCCUACCCAGGUGGACGUGCAGCGGUGGCGGAAGUGGCUCGUCGGAGUGCCGAGCGUGCGGCGCCGCGGAGGUCGUCACCGAGCUGGCAGCAGUGGGUGGCUGGAGCGCGAGCGAGCGGGAGCUGGAGGAGGCGUUCCACGUGUUCGACCGUGGCGAGGACGGGUUCAUCUGCGCCGCGGAGCUGUGGGGGUCAUGCGGAGGCUCGGGUUUCCGGAGGGUGCGCGCUACGAGGACUGACAGAGGAUGA
This is a messenger RNA of Miscanthus lutarioriparius, 501 nucleotides long. NCBI's taxonomy places the organism in Eukaryota, Viridiplantae, Streptophyta, Magnoliopsida, Poales, Poaceae. The record is from the annotation of a GenBank genome assembly.